Molecule: messenger RNA, 858 nt
Organism: Brachypodium distachyon (stiff brome)
Lineage: Eukaryota; Viridiplantae; Streptophyta; Magnoliopsida; Poales; Poaceae
Exons: 4
Coding region: 113-454 (113 amino acids)
Source: RefSeq, a predicted model, not a curated record
GAGGCUGAGUGGCUGGCCGCGGUCACAGAACAGCACACAAGCAAAAGCAGAGACAAGGCCACGCCGCUAGUCUCUGCCGCCGGGUGCCGUCGUACGUCUUCGCCGCGGGGGGAUGGCGGGGUUCGGCCUCGCGCAGGCGCCGGCCGUGGUGGCGUUCGCGCUCGCGGCCGCCAUCCUCUCCACGCCGCCGCCGGAGCCGGAGACCUUCGCCAACAUCCCGCCCACGCUCUCCGGGGACGACAAGGCGCAGGUGAGGAUCAAGCACCCAAAGUCGGCCAAGGCGCUGCAGUGCACGUCCAAGUGCGUCGCCACCUGCAUCCGCGGCGGCGAGGGCCCCCUCAACGUCAGGAGACCUCUCGUGGUGUUCAAGGAGCAAUUCCGCAGCCGGCUGUACUGCCUGACAGAGUGCUCGGACAUUUGCAACCUCAUCAAGGAUGGGGAGGAUGGGCCUUGAGAAAUUAUCCAACAAGUUUUUAAUUUGCCCGGAAGAAGCGGCAGGUACGUUCAAGGACACUUGAUGACUGAAAAUCUUUUGAAGCGGUAUAGAAAUCAUACGUACUACGGAGUAGGUUCUGAUGGAACGUUGCUAAAAAGUCGUCCCAUGAAACAAAAAUGUACUUCGUCACAUUCGUUGUCUGAGAGAGAGACAGAGAGAGAAAAUGUACACAAGACAUUGCAUUAUUUCGAAACAAAAAUGUACAGAGUACAUAACAUGUGUUGUCUUCCUUCGAGAGAGAAAAUGUACAUGACACGUUGGCUUCUUUCGAAACAAAAAAUGUAUACAACAUGUGUUGCCUCGAGAGAGAGAAAAUGUACAUGACAUGUUUGGCUUCUUUCGAAACAAAAAAGUAUAUGACA